This is a messenger RNA of Melopsittacus undulatus (budgerigar), 1636 nucleotides long. RefSeq names its product glutathione peroxidase 7 (gene GPX7). The transcript has 3 exons. Bases 14 to 646 code for a protein of 210 amino acids. Gene Ontology annotation, molecular function: glutathione peroxidase activity. NCBI's taxonomy places the organism in Eukaryota, Metazoa, Chordata, Aves, Psittaciformes, Psittaculidae. The record is from RefSeq and is a predicted model, not a curated record. Gene Ontology annotation, biological process: response to oxidative stress.
ACGGCCCCGCAGCAUGCUAGAUCCUGAGGGCAGUGUGGAGCACAAGCCUCCCUCUUUCUUCCCCAAAGUUCUCCUCAUCCCUGUAGCCAUGCUCCUUGCAAUUGCAGCGCUGCUGCUCUUAGCCUUUUCAGCUACGCAGCAGAAGGAGCCUGAUUUUUACACUUUCAAAGUGGUAAACAUCAGGGGCAAACUAGUCUCUCUGGAGAAAUACAGGGGCUCGGUGUCACUAGUUGUCAACGUUGCAAGUGAGUGUGGGUACACAGAUAGCCACUACAAGGCCUUACAACAGCUACAGAGGGACCUUGGCCCGUAUCAUUUUAAUGUCCUGGCAUUCCCAUGCAAUCAGUUUGGGCAGCAAGAACCAGACACCAACAAAGAAAUUGAGAGUUUUGCACGGAAGACUUACAGUGCCUCCUUCCCUAUGUUCAGCAAAACUACAGUCAGUGGAGCUGGUGCAAUUCCUGCCUUCAAGUACUUAAUUGAUUCUACAGGAGAAGAACCAACCUGGAACUUCUGGAAAUACCUGGUGGAUCCCAAUGGGAAAGUAGUAAAGGCCUGGGACUCUACUGUCACUGUUGAAGAAAUAAGACCUUAUAUUACAGAGCUUGUAAGGAAAAUCAUCCUGAAGAAGAAAGAUGAAUUAUGACUUUUGAAAAUCACAGCAUGCCACUUACAGCCUUAUUGAGAACUAGGACUGGACUUUGUCUUUUCACAUUCCAAAAGAGAGUAUAUGGGGAAGGGAAAUUAUGACCAGUGGAAUCUACAUUCACUGUCCUACGAAUGUAGAAAAUAUCAACUUAGCGUGGUCAAAGUAAUGUAAAUUUUGUCUCCGACUGAAUUCAGUUUGACCUUUCUGGGAAAGAAUAAACUGAUUGGCAACUGUUUCAUUCCCAGUUCAAAUAAUUAAUUAUUGGUAAUCCUAUAGGAAGUUACUUCAUGUACCUGUAGGAAGAAGGCUCAGAAUAAGGAGAACUUUCCAAUUGGUAUCUCAUUGUUAUCUACAAUUCUGUUGUCAUAUUUUGCUUGUGGACUGAAUGAGAAAAUAAAGAACAUAUGAAAACAAAGUGCAUGAUUGACUUGAGGCAUGUGCUAGAAAGAGGGCCAGAACAGAUACCUUCAAACCAGGCAGACUUAUAUGUAGGUAUAUGUCUUUCUAGUUACCAAGGCCAAACAUACCUCAUUUCAUCUGUCUAGAUAGUUAAGGAAGGCAUGGGGAAAAUACAUCUUUAAAACUUAAAUGAAAGAAAUAUAAAGACAAAGUCUCUGUAAAAUUAUCCAAAAGCUAUGAGAAGAAUUUCUACAUUUUUUCACCCAGUAAAGAUUGUGAGAUGAUUUUUAAAUAGCCAUUUGGACACCUCUAAGACCAGAGCUUAUAUGAAAUAGCUGUUUCUCUCUUCUAUUAGCAGUUUGGUUUAGAAUUAUUCUCGCUUCAUACAACUGAUGUUAAAUUUGUCAAUUCAUAACACCGUCCCGUUUUGCUACAUGUACAGGCAAACAUUGGAGAAUCAUCAUUUUUCCAUGGAAAUAAAUUUUCAGAUAUUUAAUUGUUGCAUAAUGUUACAUUGUUUAAUAUCACAUUAAUGUCACAAAUGUUUAAUGAUACCUUUUCCAAAUAUAGCACUCAGACAUCUGCUCA